CUGCAGUUCGAGAUGACCAUCGACAAAAACAAGGACCUGUUUCUGCAACUGUCCUCGACACUCUGCGACGACGAAGACUACCACAGUGGGGACGAGGACUGCUGGACCGGUACCCACUACGGCGACUACACCCACGAAGUGGUCUCCACGACCUCCCAGAAGUACAACCCGGAGGUGCAGUUCAGCAGCGUGACCACCACCGAUCAGUUCCCCCGGGACAGCCGGUUACAGAUGCUGAUCGAUCGACUAAUCAACCUGAAGAAUGCAGCCACCAAAGCUGUAUCAAGCAAUGCGUACCGAAGCGAUUCGGAUAAGAUGCUCUCGGAUAUGGCAGAGGGUUCCGGCAAUCACUACGAGCCCGAUUACGAUUCAACCGAGGAUGAGUACGGUGAAAAUGGGUCCGGAUCAGGUGAAGGUCCAGGAUCGUCGAAAUCGUACGGCGCCGGAAUAAUCAACGUGGCGAGGGACAGUAACUUCACUCCGACCGUCAAUCCCAGUUUGUCGCCUCGAAUCUCGGCCUGCAACGUGGUGGUGCUUACCCUGGCAGCUCUUUGCCUCAGCAUUCUAAGCAGCAGCAGUCGAAGUCACUAACUGGCAAGUGGCAGCAACAAAUCGAGUCACACACACGAUGAACGUAGUGAUACCUACCAAUAGUAAUCACAAUUAAAUUCAGGACUACAAGACGCACAAAUCCACACACUCACGCAUGCCUGCCUUCUUGGAAUCGCCGGUAAAUUUGUGUGCUGAUUUGUGAGGGAAAAAUCCCCUGUGCGUGCUUGAAGAACACAAUAUCGCGAGAACAACGCGUGAAAGUCAAACCCCCAAUAGAAUUGUAAAGUUAUUUAGGAAUACUAGGAAAUAACAAAUCUAUUCGUACGAGUCAACCAACAACAAACAAGAAAAAACAACCAGAAGAAGGAGGAAAAUAACGAAAGACUACAUUGUAAAUGAAUUUUGUUUCAUGUGCUGAAUGUGUACAGCUCUAUUUCUGUUGAUUGGAAAAAAUGCAACAAUUAUCAUAGGAUUCGGAUGUCCCGAAAAGUACGUCUUGGCAGCUGUUCAGGUUCCAGAAAUUGUCCUCUGCAUGUAGUACGAUUCACGUUUCCCAACCGCACGCACCCUACUUGUAAAUUCAAACCGAAUCGUUUUGCCAAAAUCAAAACACAAUAACAGCAGAACGUGAAUAUGUACAAAUUUUACCAACAAAACAAGUCUAAUCUCAUUUAAAGUUUACUAUUCGCAGUAAAGUCGUAUCCUUGAGUAAUUUCAACAUGAUUUUUUUUUCUUUGAGUAAUGCUAACCCCGGGGAAGUCAGAAGUUAGAGAUCGCUUUUACAGCAUCCCGAAACCGAGUCGCCAUAUUUAAUGAAUGAUGAAUUAAAUUGAAACAUACUUAGUUAGGUUUGCAACGUCUGAAAAACGAACUGUGUAUACUCUACUUUAUUUUAUAAUCAAAUUGACGUGUGUACCUCUCACAAGAAAGCGUGAUCUUAUACCUACUGCUUAUUGAAAUGAGAAACAAAACUACACAACAACAAACAAACGAAAACAAAAACACUUGGGAUUUCAAUUUUCAAAUUAAAGUAUCGAACCUCCUUAAACGAAUGAAACAUUAAAACCAACCUUAACGCUGUAGCUAUCCUUAGAUUACGGGGCACAAAACCCGAACCCUUUUCCCCCAAUAGGAAGAUAUAUACAUAGAUUGUAGUUAGAACUUUUAAAUUAAUAGAGGAUUUUCCACUGAUUUCCAAAAUUCUGUAUAUAGUUAUCGCUAAGCUAAGAGCGCGUAGUUGUACGUAGCACACGUUUUGGAGGAAAAAUCUGACCCCUAACCUAACUGAUACCAUUUUUCGUCGAAUUCCACCAGAUUAUGUGUUGUGGACAAACGAACAGAAUAUGAGAGAAACGAUCUUCGAAAGGCUGAUGAAACUCGUAAGUUGCUACAAAAAAAGUCGAAGGUCGUCGUUGCAGUACUGAAAAGUAUUAAGAAAUUUUUGUUUCGCUCAGUUUAAAACCCGUUUUAAUGGUUACUAAACCAAGUUUUACUUUCGAAAAAAAUAUCUUUUGAGUUUACGCAGAAAAAUUCGGAAUUUUUUGAGAGAAAUUGUCUAACGAAGAUUGCAAAAAUACUCAUUAUGCAAAAAGAACGACCGAUAUUCAGCCUUCACUGAAUCCCUUAAAUAAAAGAUGGUUACCAAAAAAUUAAAUAGCCGCAUCGAGAGAGUGUUUAGCAAAAGAGACCCUGUACAAUUCAGACCGAUUCGAAGAUCAGGAAGACGUUUUCAACACACAAUGUUAACACAGUUGAAGUUGGGGCUUUUGAAGUUUAAAAAUACAAAAUCAGUCCCUUCCCAUUCGUCUGCCAGCAAAAAGUCAACGCUCACAUUUGAUUUUAAACGUUUGAAUUGAAUUAAUUUGAUUCAAGCCAUGCAAGUAAUCUUUACCCUAAACGCAAAACUACUAAGGCAAGUUAAAACGAAUGGAUUGUUUUGUAACGGAUAGGUGUGAGUUUGAGGUGUAACAAAAAAAAAACAGAAACUAAAAUUACGAGAAAGAGAGAAAAAUGUUCGCGAUUGAACUAUCUGUGAUGAGUUAAGGAAAAAAAAUUGAAAAUAAAUCGUGUACGAACGAGAUUGGCGAAAGGAAAGUCAGAGAGAAAGUUAAGUAAAAUCCAACCUAUAUAUUAGAGAAGAAAUAAAUCAAACGGAAACAAAAUCCUCUAGGGAUCACCCAAACACGAGAGUCUUGGAUAAAUCCGAUGAAAGAGAAAUAAUUUAUUGUUAUAAAAAUUGUUAUUUCAAAGUCAAUAUUUCUUUUGCCCCAAACCGAGCGAUCGACAAAGUGUUACUUGCUCAUAGAAUCGAAAAAAGGAGUACGUAAUACCCGAUGACAGACCAAGGCGCCAUCAUCCCUCCACGUUCAGCGCGAUCGACUGCUUUCACCAACUUUUCGGGGGAGUGACUGAUAGCAUUCUGAAUCCAAGUUUAGGCUUCCAGUGAUAUACGUUUUUCAUUAAACAUAGGUUUAGGUGUUAACUCUUUAUUUUUUUACAAAAAAAGAAAAUGUCAGUCCAAAUUUCUGUGCUAUUCAUGCUCUCCGAUCGAUGAUUGGUAAUUCUUCGAUCGCGCAAAACAAACCUCAAUCGUAAGGGUAAGGGGGGAUGAACUCAAUCAUACUACUCCCUACAGAAAACAAACAAACAAAAAAACUGUGCUCGGGUACCAUCCUACAAGAAUACAGAAUAAUUCUCGUAAAGUUAAUCGUUUUACCUUCAAUGCUGAAAAAUUGAGCAUAGUUGGAGAAAGGAAGAGGUAUUUAUAUGAUAAAUACGUCAGAAAAGAAACAGGAAUAAUAUAUUUAAACAAAAAAAAUGAUACUGAACAAAUUCAAACAAAUUAUGGUGGAAAAACCAGAAACAAAAAAAACAACAACCGAAAGAGAAAACAGAUACAAAAACAAAUUAAAAAAAAAAGGUCACUAACUAAUAAUUAGGAAGUUGUAUUAUAGGAACUAGGACAAGAGCAAAAAUAAAAAAUAAAAAACAGAACGAAAAAAAUCAUUUCAGUAAUAAAACAUUUUGCUUAUGUUGAAGAGUAAACUAGGUAGAAUUGAAUAAACACCUAUGUGAAGAGAGAAAAAAAAUGUGAAUAACGAGAAGAAAUA
Molecule: messenger RNA, 3662 nt
Organism: Uranotaenia lowii
Lineage: Eukaryota; Metazoa; Arthropoda; Insecta; Diptera; Culicidae
Gene: dally
Product: division abnormally delayed protein
Exons: 4
Coding region: 13-591 (192 amino acids)
Biological process (GO): positive regulation of canonical Wnt signaling pathway; cell migration; regulation of protein localization to membrane
Cellular component (GO): plasma membrane; extracellular region; cell surface
Source: RefSeq, a predicted model, not a curated record